AUGUGCAUUGAUUAUCGACAUCUGAAUAAGAUAACUAUUAAGAACAAGUAUUUGCUCCUAGGGAUUGACAAUUUGUUUGAUCAAUUGCAAGGCACUAAGUAUUUUUUGAAGAUUGAUCUCAGAUCUGGGUAUCAUCAGUUAAGAAUCAAGGGACAAGGUGUCCCGAAGACAGCCUUUCAGACUAGAUAUGGCUAUUACGAAUUUCUCAUUAUGUCUUUUAGCCUAACCAACGCACCAACGACUUUUACGGAUAUGAUGAAUCGAUUGCUUAAGACAUUUUUGGAUAUCUUUGUGAUUAUGUUCAUAGAUGAUAUUUUGGUGUAUUUGCGAUCAGAAGAGGAGCACAUAGACCAUUUGCAAAAGGUUUUAUGCACGCUCCGGGAUCACAAGUUGUACACCAUGUUUUCCAAGUACGAGUUCUGGCCGAACUCAAUGACUUUUCUUGGGCAUAUAGUAUUGGGUGAAGGUCUCAAAGUUGAUAGUCAAAUAGUUGAAGCAGUUAAGAAUUGGCCAAGGCCCAUAACUUCUACAGAGGUACGCAACUUUCUGGGCCUAGCUGGUUACUACCGAAGGUUUGUGGAGAAUCCAUAG
Molecule: messenger RNA, 591 nt
Organism: Nicotiana attenuata
Lineage: Eukaryota; Viridiplantae; Streptophyta; Magnoliopsida; Solanales; Solanaceae
Product: RNA-directed DNA polymerase homolog
Exons: 1
Coding region: 1-591 (196 amino acids)
Source: RefSeq, a predicted model, not a curated record